CGGCGCGGGCGCCAUGGCGGCGGGAGCGCGGCCGCUGGCGCUGCUCACCAGCUGUGCCGCGGGCUUCGCGCCCGAGGAACUCGUCAAACGUAUCACAGGAAAAGAUGACCUUACUGUGGGUGCAAUAACAAGUGGAAGAGUGAAUUUCUACCCCUGGACCAUAGAUAACAAAUAUUAUUCUGCAGAUAUCCACCUCUGUGUGGUCCCAAACACAUUCCACGUGACUGGAGAGAUUGCCGAGGCUGUGCAGGCAUUUGUUGUGUACUUCGACAGCACAACAAAAAUUGGACUGGAGGGGGUCUCUGAAUGGCUUCCCCUGACAGAAGAGUGGCUGCCAGAAGUGAUGAUCCUGGUUUGUGACAGAGUGUCUGAGAACGGUGUAAACAGACAGAAAGCUCAAGAGUGGUGCAUCAAGCAUGGCUUUGAGCUGGUGGAGCUCAGCCCUGAGGAGCUGCCUGAUGAAGAUGAUGAUUUCCCCGAGUCCACCGGAGUGAAGCGCAUUGUGCAGGCCCUCAAUGCCAACGUCUGGUCCAAUGUGGUGAUGAAGGGUGACAGGACCCAGGGCUUUGGUCUCCUCAGCACCUUGGCAGGAGCAAACAGGAGCCGUGGCUGUGAAGAGACCCCCGAGACAGAAUCCAACCCAUCCCCAGAAGACAGGGAAGAAUCCCAGUCCGAUGGUGGAGAGGAUGGAGCUGGCACAAACAGCGUGGAGCCUGACAGUGCUGCAGAUCCCAUGCUGGACAUGGACAUCCAGGAGCUGGCCAGCCUGACCACGAGGGAUGGGGACCUGGAGAACUUCGAAAGGCUCUUCUCAAAGCUGAAAGAAAUGAAAGACAAAGCUGCCACGCUGCCUCACCAACAGAGGAAGCUGCACGCAGAGAAGGUGGCCAAAGCCUUCUGGAUGGCGAUUGGAGGAGACAGGGAUGAGAUCGAAGGUCUCUCCUCGGAUGAAGAAAACUGAAUUCCUCUGUAGCUGGAAGUGCCAGAGCAAUCCUAAAGGAAUGAUCCUUCCCUGAAUUAGUGUUCAUUGCCAAAAAUCCCCUUUAGCUGUAGCUGCUCCCCUUGGUGACAGCAUUCCCCGUAUUCCACAUUCCAUCUCCUGGCUCCAGAGGCUUUGUGUGACUGGCCUUUCUCCUCUCUCAGAGGACUUUGGAAGGUGACACGUGUGUGGUUCAAGGAAAUAGGGAUGAGUUUACAUUUUUCAAAUGAACAUUUUUAUGAUUUCCUCUCUGGGGUUUAAAUAAACAAAUGUGCUCCCAGUUAUCUCUGCACACAGGGCUGGGGCUUGGGAAGUGACUCCUGAAUUCCAAACUCCAUUUUUCAGCUGUGGGGCUCUUGGGUGGUUUCAUGGAGCUUUUCCCAGUUCUGGGAACCGGAUCUGGAUGAGCCAUGAGGAGGAAGUUGCUGUGCCAGGGCUGGGAGCUCUGUCCUGCCAAGUGCCAAAGCCAUUACAAGUGGCCCCAGGCUCGGAUUCUGCUUGGCAUUUGCCUGUGGAAGGAUGGGGGCCUUCCCUGGAAUGUCAGGUGUUGUCCUCACUCCCUGGAUUCCCAUUAGGAACUAAACUAGGGAUGAAAUGCCGGAUCUCUGCUCCAGGGGUGGAAUUCCCUGCCCAAACCUCCUGCGAGGCCGGGCAGAAAGCGCAGAGCUGCCCAGGGAGCUCUGUGCUCAGCAUCCCCAACCCUCCUGCCCUGGGUGUGCUCAGUGCCUGCACUCCUGCGUGUCCAGCAGGAAUUCCCUUUUCCUGGGAUCACUUCCACAGCAGCACAGACCCUCCGGAGUCACGGACACGGCAGGAAGGUGGAGCCUGGGGAGGAGUGAGGAGGAAGGGGAGAUGCCACCCUGGCUCCUCUGCUGCAGACACAAGCAGUGCAUCAGUGGGAAGAGGAUCCAGCAGAUUCCCAGAUGGAAGAGUCUGGCCCCAAGAAUUUUUCCUUAUCAAUCUGAAAAUCCACCCUGUUAAGCACCCUCAGUCAGGAAUUUCAAAAUGAACUUUUUCAAUGUCCCCUGAAUUCCCAAUUCCCAGGACACGGGUUUGCCAUGGAUUUUUGAUGGGUUUACAUUCUGCAGGCACUUCCACAGUGAAUUCCCUUUUAAUGAUGAAGCAAAGGUUUCUCGGAAUGCUGGGAAUCCUUUCCUGGGUGAAAACUGCAGCAUUUAAAGACAAGAACUGAAGCCUCCCUGGCAGUUUGGGAAGUGUUUCUCAGCUGAAGCAGGAGCAGGAAACACCUGGUUUGGGAAGAAUUCUGGAAUACAGGGCCAGCCAAGGAAAGCUGCCAGAGACACCUCCCCAAGGGGGGAACUCUGCCUUCUCCCAUUCUCCACAUUUUUUCCCGGCACACUGAAUGUAACACAGACCUGAAGGUGGCUCAUUCCAAGCAGGGAAUGGUUUCCACGUUGGAUUUUGGGAGAUUAAGAUUCUUUCUGCCCUUUUUAAAUCCUUGUUGUGCAAUGGUGAUAAAUGGCCAGAGUGCCAAGGGAAUAGCGUGGAGGCAGGGGAAGAAAACAAGGGACUUGGACACUUUAUAAACCCGUUCCUCAGACACGUGAUAGAGAUGUGUUUUUAAAUUUAAUGAGAUCAUAUCAAUUAAAACCCAGUGCUUUGCUGCCUUUUUAUGAGGAGCAGCAGCUCAUUCCCAUACUCAGAACUCUUUCAAACAUGAUUUAUUGUAAAUAUGGGUCUUGUUUGUAGGGGCACAAAUCAUGGAUGCAGGAAGUGUGGCUGGAGACACUGGGAAAUAAUUUAGUAAUCCUUUGAGGUUGUUGUGCUGUGGUUUAAAAUCAAGAUUUACUUUGCUGGUGAUUAAAUUUUUUUCUGUGGGUUGUUUGGGGUUUUUCUGAAGAGACCCUUUGGUUUUGGCUACGGAAUUUCUUUACAAAAUAAGAAGUUACAGAAAUGAAUAAAAGGGGCAUUAGUGGAAAAGCAAA
Messenger RNA from Pseudopodoces humilis (Tibetan ground-tit), 2925 nucleotides. RefSeq names its product alpha and gamma adaptin binding protein (gene AAGAB). NCBI's taxonomy places the organism in Eukaryota, Metazoa, Chordata, Aves, Passeriformes, Paridae. The record is from RefSeq and is a predicted model, not a curated record.